Molecule: messenger RNA, 2116 nt
Organism: Octopus sinensis (East Asian common octopus)
Lineage: Eukaryota; Metazoa; Mollusca; Cephalopoda; Octopoda; Octopodidae
Product: alpha-protein kinase 1-like
Exons: 8
Coding region: 189-2099 (636 amino acids)
Molecular function (GO): protein serine/threonine kinase activity
Source: RefSeq, a predicted model, not a curated record
GUUUUAAUUUGUUUUUGUUUCUCAGAAAAACCAACCACUUCAUUGUCAGUAUAUAUAUGUUAGCACAGAUCUGUCUUUAUAUCACACUCUCUUACUUGUUCCUUACUUCUGGCUAUCUACACAUCAGUGAAUCAAUCACCGUAGUUUUGAAUCCUGUGGAUGAGUUUGUGGGAAAUUAGCCUGGCACCAUGAUUCUACGGCUAAACAAAGUGAUGUCGGAGCAGUUCCCUCAAGUUGCUACGAAAGUGAAUUCUCUACAACCAGAUGAUCUACCUGACAAGCUGAAAUCUGCAGUCACUGAGGACAGAAACCGUGAUCUGAAUAUAAUGCAGGUGUCAUUAGAUCUUCUCUCAGAGAAUCUCAAAAAAUAUUUUGAAAAUGCCUUACAACAACUUUGGCCCUUUAUGCCACCAACCAUUGUACCAGACAUGAUGUUUGAAAAGAACCCUUUCAUCCCCAAACUGUGCCAAGCAGACCUUUUGUUGACUGCUUUGAAUUAUGCAAUUGAAUGCGGAGAGUUCCACUAUGCUUCAGCCCUUGCAUUUGUGGUCGAUCGAUUCAUGUACUGGUAUGGUGGUUCUAAGGUGUUGUUGAAUAUUAUUGAUCACAUAUUGGUACUGAGUCCCUCAACAGUCAUUGCUCCACAGUUAACCAUCCGGCGUGCACGUAUCAUGAAGGAUAAUGGUAAUCUCCAUGGUGCCAUAGAAGUCCUUGAUAGCCUUAUUGAUUCGAAAGCUCUCAGUGAAGAUGGCCAGUGGCACUACAGAACUGAGUUUCAGUAUAUGAAUGUUUAUGCAGUCUGUGUGCAAAUCAAAGGACAGAUUUAUCGCAACUUAGGUUUGUGGAAAGAAGCUGUUCCUCUCUUGUUGAAAUCUGUUGAAGAAUUUGAGAAACUCCCUGAUAAGGACUUGAAAGGCAUAUCAUACUCUUAUGGUUUGCUCUCUCAUUGUUUGUGUAAGCUCAGCCAUAAGGAGUAUUUGGAACUUCAGAACAUUUAUGUAUUUCAGAGAGACCAUCCUUGCUAUGAGGCAUUUGAAUAUGGCAUGAAAGCAGCUGAAUUAUCACCAAAACAGAGUUUGUUUUUUGCAAGACAUUGUCUCCAGUCAAGUGAAAGUCUGUUGAUGUAUGCAGUUCAGGUAACUGAUUUGACUCAGCGGAAGAAAAUAUUGGCUGAUGUUAUUCUGUAUCUGCAAAAAGUUAUUUUUGCAAACAACAUUGCAGAAAUUUCAAAGAGUAAGGAGCAAUUGUUCAUCUUUAUAAAAGGAAUUUAUGUGAUGGUUCUUGUCCUUGGCUGCUCCAAUACAUCUGCAGAUCAGUAUUUUGCUGAUCAUUUGGAGAAGGCUUGCCUCUACUUAUACAAGAAAUAUUCUCUAUUAGGAAUCGAUGGAUUGGAAAGUAAAAGAGGUGGAGACAUUUUCAAAGAGAUGCUACCGGCAAUUAAGUUUCUCUUCGUUACUCUUAAAGAACCAACCAUAGAAAGACAAGCAUAUUUCAUUACUAGUUUUAAUUCUAUGAAAACUUCUAAACCAGAAGAAAUGGAAGACAGUAUACGUAAUGGUUGUAGUUUGAAUAAAGAAUAUGAGAAGACAAUGAAGGAACGAAAUGAGAAUUACAAACAGUCUUCGUAUGAAAGCAAGCCUGCUGCCACAUUACAAAAUAAGGAUAGAAAUUCAAAAGAGUCUGGGACAGUUUUAAGUGAAGAGAGGGUAAACAAGUGUAUGGUAGACACUAAUGUAGUAAGUGAGGUGAGACAGGACAGCUGUAGGAUAGACUGCGAUACAGUAACUAAAGAAAGGGGUCCUGAAUGUAUGGCAGACCAUAACGCAGUAACUAAAGAAAGGGAUCCUGAAUGUAUGGCAGACCCUAAUGCAGUAACUAAAGAAAGGGAUCCUGAAUGUAUGGCAGACCCUAACGCAGUAACUAAAGAAAGGGAUCCUGAAUGUAUGGCAGACCCUAAUGCAGUAACUAAAGAAAGGGAUCCUGAAUGUAUGGCAGACCCUAACGCAGUAACUAAAGAAAGGGAUCCUGAAUGUAUGGCAGACCCUAAUGCAGUAACUAAAGAAAGGGAUCCUGAUGUAUGGCAGACCCUAACGCAGUAACUAAAGAAAGGGAUCUG